Molecule: messenger RNA, 1657 nt
Organism: Microbotryum saponariae
Lineage: Eukaryota; Fungi; Basidiomycota; Microbotryomycetes; Microbotryales; Microbotryaceae
Source: the annotation of a GenBank genome assembly
AUGCCUGUUCGCUUCUGCACCUUAUUCGUUUCGCUCGAACGGCAGUGCUCAUUGCCUCUACACUCGCGAAACUUUUCAACCCUGUCAGUACCGGCAAUGACGACUGCUUCGACCUCAACCAACGACCACGCCGCGACGGCCCCGCAAUUGCCCCCGAUGCAACUCUCCGGCGCCCUAGACACGACGGCGUGUACCACUUACGAUGGCGCUUUGUUCCGAUGUCGUGUCUGUCACGACACCAACAAGUCAAGAUGAGUCUGAACUAUGGUGUGGGUCUCAAGGCGCGGUAGGAGGCGGGUCUGGUCUUCGACGGUUGCCUGCCGCGCACGCAUUGGCAGGACGCGCGCUGUUCCUAUGUGCUCCUUAUCAAUGGUCGCCCCGAUGACGGCCUCGACUAUCGUCCGAGGCGCACAGUUGCCUUCGGAGAUGUUUGACCGCCACUCGGAGUCCGUUGCGAUGCGGACCUGUGACUCGAACUGGUACAUCAUGCGGAAAUACGACUUGAUGGUUCGUUCUUUGUGGUGGUCGGGAUUCAAGGUCUCGAAGAUAAAGGGUGUCGGACCUCUCGACCAGUCAGUCGAUCAUGGCUCACGCGCUCGUCUCGGCUGCCCUCAACGUGCCCUCGAAGUGGGCUGAGCUCGCGGCCGAGCAACAGUCAUCGUAGGCCCGGGCGAUGGAGCGCCCGGUGGACGAUCUCAUCCAGGCGCGUGGCCGCAUUCAAGCCAUGGAGGCCGCAACGCUGGGGGACGAGGAUUGGAAGCCGAUUCUUCCUCUCCUCAAACCUGUAGUGGUGCGCCUGCAGCGGUAGUCGUAACUUCGGUGGUUCCGCUCAGCGCUGCGGCUGCCGCGAGCGGCAGCCUGCACCAGCGUUCGUGAACACGCGUGUUCUUUCUGUAAAGGCCAGCACGAGGCUUAUACCCACGUCGGGUCCGCAUGACCCAGUUGGCGCGUCUGUAUCACCAUCCUUUCCCUCUUCUCGUGUCGUGCCGUCACUUCCGCCUCAUGUCCGCGUACGUGUAGAUGCCUGGUCCCGACGGGCCCUGUGCCCCUUUCUGAGGUCGUUACCUCUCAGGCAUCGCGUCGCGUGCCUCCGUUCUCUGGUUCAGGGGUCGAAUCCCCCGCCGUUCGCGCCUCCUCACGUCCGCACCCGCUAACCGCUGCUCCGGCGGACUCCGAGCAUCACCGAACUGCCCAUCCACGGGGUGGGCAGGGCUCCACUCGAACCUGUCGUGGCCGGCAGCAAAGGAGUGUGUUUUGAGUCCCUGACUCGCGAGUCAGUGACACGUCUUUCUCGACUCCGUCUCCGAUUCUCGCUCCCGCUCGCCUCGAGUUUCCCGAACGAUUCGAACCGCUUCUGCGGCCCUUUGUGAGGUCGUUACCUCUCAGGCAUCGCGUCGUGUGCCUCCGUUCUCUCGUUCAGGGGUCGAAUUCCCGCCGUUCGCGCUUCCUCACGUCCGCACCCGCUAACCGCUGCUCCGGCGGACUCUCCGAGCAUCACCGAACUGCCCAUCCACGGGGUGGGCAGGGCUCCACUCGAACCCGUCUUUCUCGACUCCGUCUCCGAUUCUCGCUCCCGGCUCGCCUCGAAUUUGGCCCUCACCGCACGGUAAAUACUCGUUUCCCGAACGAUUCGAACCGCUUCUGCGGCCCUUUGUGA